AUGAAGGGACCUGAGCUCAAACCCAACCUGAGGAACAAUCUGCUGACAGGGAAGGUCCUCGAGCCCGUGCCACCAGCAAUUAAGACGUACAAACUAGACAGCAACUACUUGAGUGAGGGGUUCUCCUCCCCUCCACCAUGCGGGCAGGGCUACAUCACUUACCACAGCAACUGUGCAGCCACGCCAGCACAGGGCCUUGCAUGUGCAGACAGCCCUCAGAAGACUGACCCUGUGUGCACUGCCUUCUGUGGCGUCAACGGCACCGCCUCCCCCCCUGUUCCCGCCUGCAACGGCCAUGGCGUGUGCUUCUUGGACGGCCCCAGCAACACGCCCACAUGCCUCUGUGUUGAUAACUACGUGGUUGGGGAGUUCCCCGGCAGCUGCGUGCCUGUGGCAGGUGGUAAGACAGAGCAGCAGCAGACCCCUACAGCAGCCACGCUCACAGCCACUGGGGACGCCUCAGUGAAUGCUGCAACAGCCACGCUCACACUCACGCCCGCCCAGCCGUCCAAGGCUGGCAGUGUGUUCCUAGCAGCGCGUGUGCCGCUCUUCUCCUACCAGCUCAUUGGGGACUCCUGCGGCCGCGAGCUCGCCUUCUCCUCCAACUUCUCCUUCACUCUCACCCGCCCUGCUGCCUCCGGCUCAGAAGGCGUUGCCUUCGUGGUGGCCUUUGAUGCCACCCCGCCCACAACACCGGUGGCGGGCGGCAUGGGGUAUGCGGGGAUGGGAGCGCGCAGCGUGGCAGUGGAGUUUGACACGUCGAUGGAUGCGGGCAACAGCGACCCUGACAGCAACCACGUGGGCAUCAACAUUGGCGGCAGUGUCAAGUCGGUGGUGACGGCCAAGCCCAGCACCCCUCUCAAUGACGGCACGCCCAAGCACGUGUGGAUCGACUACGACCCUUCCUCCACUGGCUCCCUGCGCAUCUUCCUCUCUUCCCAGGAGUCCCCUCGCCCCACCACCCCCAUCCUGUCAGCACGCAUCUCCCUGUGUGAGGAGCUCGCCCCAACCACAUCAGAGUACACCUUUGCCAUCGGCUUUACUGCUGCCUCCGCCGCCCAGGCCCAAAGCCAUGUCGUCUCCGCCUGGACCCUCUCCACCUACUUUCCCAUCCAGCCAGAUCCAGUUGCAGCGUGGGGAUUUACCUUUAGCGAAGCGGCACUCUCUCUAUCGAGGAUGAAUCUCUUCUUCCGCUAUGCCAGCUCGGGCAGCGUUGCCGCUGAAAAUGGUCGGGACGUGUAUGGUGUGCGCCCUGCAACUUCCUGGGCUAGGCCUGACUUCACAUGGCCUGUCAAGACACAGAGCGCUUGCG
Messenger RNA from Closterium sp. Naga37s-1, 1312 nucleotides. The record is from the annotation of a GenBank genome assembly. NCBI's taxonomy places the organism in Eukaryota, Viridiplantae, Streptophyta, Zygnematophyceae, Desmidiales, Closteriaceae.